Messenger RNA from Erigeron canadensis, 1943 nucleotides. Its product is annotated as sulfoquinovosyl transferase SQD2-like. The transcript is spliced from 11 exons. The coding region runs from base 160 to 1749 and encodes 529 amino acids. Lineage: Eukaryota; Viridiplantae; Streptophyta; Magnoliopsida; Asterales; Asteraceae. Gene Ontology annotation, biological process: sulfolipid biosynthetic process; glycolipid biosynthetic process. Gene Ontology annotation, cellular component: chloroplast envelope. The record is from RefSeq and is a predicted model, not a curated record. Gene Ontology annotation, molecular function: UDP-sulfoquinovose:DAG sulfoquinovosyltransferase activity.
UAUCCCCCCAAAUUUCUUCAUCAUCAACCAUUCACUCUCAAAAAAGGAAUAUCCCUUUAAUCCAAUCACACAAAUCCCUUUGAUUCCCUUUUCCAAAUUUCCUAAAUAAAACCUCCCAAUUUCUCAAAUUUACAUUUCACCACCACUACCAUCAUCAACAUGCCAACACCAUCGCUUUCUUUAAAUUUAUCACCUCAAUCUUCAAGAAUUUCAUAUUUUAAUGCUAAUGAAACAACACCCACAAAGCCAAUUAGCUCUAAGAUUGGAUCUUUUUAUUACUUUAAACAAAAAACAAGAACACCCAAUUUGAGUUCUUCAAGAAUUUCAUGUGUUUAUGUUUUUGAAACAAAAAAGAUUCAAUCUUUUUGUUGUAUUAAACAAAAAACAAGAACCCCCAUUUUGAAUUGUGUAUCUGAAGACUUGAAAUUUGUGGAAAUUAGUAAAGAUAAUGAUGAUGAAGAAGAGGGUCCUCCUUCUCAAGUUGAAUCUGAAGUUAAUAGUAAACCAAGGCGUAUUGCUAUCUUUGUUGAGCCCUCUCCUUUUUCGUACGUUUCUGGGUACAAGAAUCGUUUCCAAAACUUCAUUAAAUAUCUACGAGAGAUGGGAGACGAGGUGAUGGUUGUAACAACUCAUGAAGGGGUGCCUAAAGAGUUCCAUGGAGCAAAGUUAGUUGGCUCACGAAGCUUUCCUCUUCCAUGGUACCAAAAUGUGCCACUUUCCCUAGCAUUGAGCCCUAGAAUAAUCAAUGAGGUUAAAAAGUUUAAGCCAGACAUCAUUCAUGCAUCAUCUCCUGGUAUUAUGGUUUUUGGGGCACUCCUUAUUGCCAAGUUGCUGUGUGUUCCUAUUGUGAUGUCCUAUCAUACACAUGUACCUGUUUACAUACCAAGAUACACAUUUAGCUGGCUCGUCAAGCCAAUGUGGUUAGUUAUAAAGUUUCUUCACAGGGCAGCUGACCUCACCUUGGUGCCAUCGGCUGCUAUUGCACAGGAUCUUCGUCAAGCAAGAGUGACAGCAGCUAACAAAAUCCGGUUAUGGAAUAAGGGCGUUGAUUCAGAAAGUUUCCAUCCAAAGUUCCGUUCUCAUGAAAUGCGAGUUAGACUAACGAAUGGUGAGCCUGACCGGCCAUUGAUAGUACAUGUUGGACGUCUAGGAGUCGAGAAGAGCUUAGAUUUCCUCAAAGGUGUCAUGGAAAAGAUCCCGGAAGCAAGGAUAGCUUUUGUUGGUGAUGGUCCACACAGGGAAGAUUUGGAAAAAUUAUUUGUAGGCAUGCCGGUGGUAUUCACAGGAAUGUUGCAAGGCGAAGAGCUAUCUCAAGCAUACGCAAGUGGUGAUGUUUUUGUAAUGCCGUCAGAAUCUGAAACCCUCGGGUUUGUUGUUUUAGAAGCAAUGUCAUCUGGGCUACCUGUGGUAGCUGCACGAGCUGGUGGUAUACCUGACAUUAUCCCUGAAGAACAGGAAGGAAAAACCGGGUACCUCUACACUCCUGGAGAUCUUGACGACUGCUUAAACAAACUGGUUCCACUUUUGCAUGAUGCCAAGUUGCGUGAAAUCAUAGGGCAGGCUGCCCGACUGGAAAUGGAAAAGUUUGGUUGGCGGGCAGCUACAAAAGUUAUACGUAACCAACAAUACAAUGCUGCAAUAUGGUUUUGGAGGAAGAAGAGAGCUCAGCUGUUGAAACCAUUGCAAUGGAUUUCAAAGAUCUUGUUACCGAUUCAGACACAUAUGAAGUUAAAGGCAGGUGAUUUGUGACCAUGAACUCGUUAACCACUAUUAAUUCUAUUAAUUAUAAUGAUUUGUACGAUAUAAACCACAAGAAUCUCCAUAGGUGGUGUUAUUGUAUCUAUUAGGCAAGUUCUGAUUAGUAUUGAAAAUAUUAGAAAUGCGUUAAUUGACUAUCCAGAAAUUUUUUUUCUUUAUAAUACCAAUAACAAACUUUUCAAGUA